GAUAAAGUCUAUGUUUUGACUGAAAACCAAGGGAAGACUUGUCUCGGCCUCUUUCUUCUCCGUGUUUCAGGUCUCUCUCUUUGAUUUCAUAUAAUAUGGUCUGGAAUUCUGCUGGAUCUGGAUAUCAAGCAGACAGAUUCAUCUUCUAUGAACAAAAAUACGGAUUUUGGUUAUUGGGUUUUCAUAUUUCAGUUCAAACUACUGUUAUUAGAAUCGGUCAAUGACUUGCUGCAAUGUUGAAACGCUAUUAUUAUUACGCGAUUUGGGUCUCCACUGUUUUCAUGCUUAUUGCCAUCUCUGUCUCCGACUGUAACUGCGACGACGACGAAGACGAUGAUGGUCUUUGGAGCAUUCAGAACAUUCUCCAAUACCAAAAAACAAGCGAUUUCUUGAUCGCCGUCGCCUAUUUCUCAAUCCCAAUCGAGUUACUAUACUUCAUUACUUGCUCCAACGUUCCUUUCAAAUGGGUACUUGUUCAAUUCAUUGCUUUCAUCGUUCUUUGUGGAAUCACUCACUUAUUCAAUGGAUGGACUAACUACGGUCCUCACUCUUUCCAAUUAAUGAUGGCUCUCACCGUUUUCAAAAUCCUCACCGCUCUGGUUUCAUGCGCGACCGCGAUCACGCUUCUUACACUCAUCCCACUUCUUCUCAAAUUUAAAGUUCGUGAGCUUUUCUUGAAACAGAACGUAUUAGAGUUAAAUCAGGAAGUUGGGUUCAUGAAGAAACAGAAGGAAGCAAGCUUACAUGUAAGAAUGCUUACUCAAGAAAUUAGGAAAUCUCUUGAUAAACACACUAUUCUACAUACAACUCUAGUCCAGCUCUCGAACACGUUGGAUCUUCACAAUUGCGCUGUUUGGAUGCCCUGUAAAAACAAAAUGAAUCUCACGUAUGAACUCAAGGCGAGAAUCUCUUCAAAGAGACGUACCCUUUCUCUUCCAAUUGAAGAUGGAGACGUGAUUGAGAUAAGGAAGACGAAAGGGGUGAGGAUUCUGCGAUCGGAUUCUGCGUUAGCCAAAGCGAGCAGCGCAGAUGGCGAUGGUAUCGUAACUGGAGGAGGGGUUGCGGCGAUUCGAAUGCCGAUGCUUAAGGUUUCUAAUUUUAAAAUGGCGGGUGUAAGUACUCCCGAAUUCGUGGAGACUUCAUACGCCUUACUCGUUUUGAUUCUCCCGAGCGAAAACAAGAGAGGUUGGAGCAAAGACGAGAUGGAGAUCGUCGGAGUUGUGGCCGAUCAAGUCGCGGUGGCUCUCUCCCACGCUUCGGUUCUCGAGGAAUCUCAGUUCAUGCGGGAGCAGUUAGAAGAGAGGAAUCGUUUGUUACAACAAGCAAAGGAGGAAGCUUUGAUGGCGAACAAAGCUCGAAACGCUUUCCAAAAGGUAAUGAGCAGGGCCAUGAGAAAACCCAUGUAUUCAAUCUCGGGAUUACUCUCGAUCUUCGAGAGUGCCGCCGCUCAAAGGAACAUAGUCGAGACGAUCGUUAGAACAAGCAAUGUCCUCUCGACUCUGAUAAACGACGCUGUUGAGAUCUCGGCUAAGGAUGUCGGGAGGUUUCCGUUGGAGAUUAGGCCUUUUCGGUUGCAUCCUAUGAUCAAGGAAGCUUGUUGUAUGAUCAAAUGCUUGUGCGUCUGCAAAGGGUUAGGUUUCUUCGUCGACCUGCAGAAUUCUCUGCCAAAUCAAGUAAUGGGCGACGAUAGAAGAACGUUUCAGGUCUUAUUGCAUAUGGUUGGUCACCUUUUGGAUGUAAAUGAUGCCACUGACGGAUCGGUUAUAUUUCGUGUUGCUUCUGAUAGUACAAAUGCACGUCCUGGGAUUUGGAAACAACACGAAGAACAUGUGAGCAUAAAGUUUGAACUCGAGAUCACUGAUCACACAAUGACGAUGGCAACGAUAAUUAGUGAAAAGCACAAAGAAGAUAUCGUUUCUAAAAAAGGAUUGAGCUUUAGAUUAUGCAAGAAGCUGGUGCAGAUGAUGCAAGGUAAUAUAUGGAUAUCUUCUUCAAAACAAGGUAAUCAUAAAGAAAUUAUGACUCUAGUCCUCAAGUUUCAAAUCCAACCGAUGAUAAGAACUAUGCUGGAAUUCGGGGAACAACAGCCGAGAUCUAACAGCUCCAUGUUUAGGGGCCUUCGAGUUCUCGUGGUAGAUGAAGACGAUGUAAACAGAUUCGUUACAAAGAAGCUGUUGGAGAAACUUGGUUGUUUGGUUUCUGUUGUCCGGUCUGGUUCAGAGUGUUUGAUCCAUCUGGGUAAUUCUGUGCAGACUUCAUUUCAAGUUGUCUUUUUGGAUCUUCACAUGCCUGAUAUGGAUGGGUUCGAAGUAACCAAGGAGAUCCAAAGGUUUAGAAGCCGUAACUGUCCGUUGAUAAUAGCCAUAACUGCGAGUGAAGAGGACAAACUUUGGGAAAGAUGUUUACAUGCGAAGAUGAAUGGACUGCUUAGAAAACCCAUUGUUUUACAACAGUUUGCUGAUGAGCUUUGUAGAGCCCUUCAACGGGCAAAGGAAGUUGUAUGAUAUACACGAGUUUACAGCUACAAAUAAAUAUUCCAAUGAAAAUAGACUCAAGAUUGUAUUGUAGAAAAUGGAUUUUAUUUUUAUUAUUUUCUAGCCUUAGUUCUUGAUAGGACUAAAUGAUUGCAAAUUAGAAACUUCAUCAUUUCACAUGUAUGUAAGGUACAUAUGGUUGAUAGAUUGAUUUAUAACU
Molecule: messenger RNA, 2694 nt
Organism: Impatiens glandulifera
Lineage: Eukaryota; Viridiplantae; Streptophyta; Magnoliopsida; Ericales; Balsaminaceae
Product: protein EIN4-like
Exons: 2
Coding region: 234-2504 (756 amino acids)
Biological process (GO): phosphorelay signal transduction system; response to ethylene
Cellular component (GO): endoplasmic reticulum; endoplasmic reticulum membrane
Molecular function (GO): protein binding; phosphorelay sensor kinase activity; ethylene binding
Source: RefSeq, a predicted model, not a curated record